Molecule: messenger RNA, 1755 nt
Organism: Plectropomus leopardus (leopard coralgrouper)
Lineage: Eukaryota; Metazoa; Chordata; Actinopteri; Perciformes; Serranidae
Product: gap junction Cx32.2 protein-like
Biological process (GO): cell-cell signaling
Cellular component (GO): connexin complex
Molecular function (GO): gap junction channel activity
Source: RefSeq, a predicted model, not a curated record
ACUACGGGGACUGACUGGACGAGGCAGUGGUCGUUACCAAGACUGUCAUCAUGGGGGAUUGGUCCUUCCUGUCUCAAUUGCUGGACAAGGUGCAGUCACACUCCACCAUAACUGGGAAGGUAUGGAUGAGCGUCCUCUUCCUCUUCAGAAUCUUCAUCCUGGCUGCUGGCGUGGACCGAAUAUGGGGAGACGAACAAGCGAACAUGAACUGUAACACCAAAAGCCCUGGAUGCAAGAACGCCUGCUACGAUCGCUCCUUCCCCAUGUCUCACACUCGCUUCUGGGUCCUCCAGAUCCUCAUCGUCUCCACCCCGACGCUCAUGUACCUGGGCCACGUCCUGCUGGUGAUUCGCAGAGAAAACAAGCUGAGGAGACGCGUGGAGCAGAAACUUGGUAAAAAUGGGAUUCUCAAAGCUCCGAAGUACUCCGAUGAACAGGGCAAAGUACAGCUCAAGGGCGUACUGUUGGCCAGCUACGUAAUGCAACUGUUUUCCAAGAUCCUUCUUGAGGUGGGAUUCAUCAUAGGCCAGUACUACCUCUAUGGCUUCAUAUUCAUGCCUCUUAAGAUUUCAUAUUCAGAAUACCCUUGUCCAUCUCCGGUAGACUGCUUCAUCAGUCGCCCCACAGAGAAAAGCACCUUUAUUAUCUUUAUGUUGGUGAUGUCUGUCCUCUCUGUGCUCCUCAACAUCGUAGAGAUGUUCCACCUGAUGGUCUCUAAGAUGCUGGAUAGGAAAAGGAGGGACAGUACUUCAGAGACGUACUCCCUCAGCAAAGUAACCAACAACUCAGCUGAGGGAGUCACAUAUUGCUGAAGGAUGGUGGAGCCUGCCUGCUUCCUCGCUUCUCACCUUGCCUCAAGGUUGUUAGGCAUAUUGAGUGAGGUCACAUCCAGUUUUGUAUUACAUGUAUUUCUAUCACCAACAGUUAUAUGUUCUUUAUUAUAAUUUUUACUUUAGGCUUUGCAUAAAUCAGGUCUGUGGCAAGUAGCAGGAAAGAUUGUUAUUGACCUUUGCUUUUGAAUUGUACUCAAGUGACUGAUGUAAACAUGACAAUAUCUGAUCCAAGAACUUGUGCUUGAGUGAAACUUCCACGCUCAGACUUAAAGCUUGGGAAUCUAUGAAUGCAAGUAAAAAAUAGAGAUUAUGUAUUUUGAAUGUGGAUUGGAUUAGGCUUGGGCGGUGUGUAAUAUUUCAUAUUUUCUUGAAAUUUCACUGGGGUGUGUCCGGCACUAACUACGCCCACACCUCCCAGCCCACUGGCUGCCAGCUGUUUACAGUCCUGUAACUCCUCCCUUUAGUACCUGGUCCACCAGUAGAGACCAUAGUUUAAAAACAAUGUCACAGUCAUUUUGAAAAAGUACUACUAGCAAGCCAUUGCACGUGUUAAUUUGAACACUAGAUAAUUGAUUACUUGUUAAUAAAAAUAAUUACCUCAGUUAACAGUGACAAACCUUUUAAGACGUAUGAUGGAGAAAGAGCUUUUGUAAUAUAUAUAACUGUCAAGUAUUAUUGGGUAGUCAUUUUAAGAGAAUUGCUUUUAUGGCAAAUGUUUUCUAUGGUCUAGAGACACUGAUUUUCAUGCUUUGUAAAUUGUUGAAAACUUUAGAUUUACUUGUUGAUGUGAUAGGUUAAACAUUGUUGUAUUCAUUUCUGUCUAGUUUUGUGUUUUUGCAUGUAGGGUUGUGUAUGUUUGUAUAUGUUUUUUUUAUGUUUUUAUCAAAAUUAAAAUAAAAAAAGAAAGAAAACUAGGUAUUUA